This is a messenger RNA of Paramecium pentaurelia, 1303 nucleotides long. The record is from the annotation of a GenBank genome assembly. NCBI's taxonomy places the organism in Eukaryota, Ciliophora, Oligohymenophorea, Peniculida, Parameciidae.
AUGAACUCCAAUAAAACUUAUUCAGAGACUACUUGUGAUUGUAAAAGUUUGAAAUUGAAUGUAUCAGCCAAUAAGCAUGAAACUAAUUUGUAAGUCCAUAAAAUUAAAAUUAGUUCAAAUAGACCAGCAUCUAGUAGUAAAGCAUCUUCCAGUACAAUUCGAAAGAAAUCAUCAAGGUACAAAUGUUUAAGAGAUUUUAGUGACUUUUAAGCAAUGUAAUAGACAUUGGGAUAAGGUUCAUUUGGUUGGGUCACUCUAGUUAAAGAGAUAUCAACAGGCAAAUUAUUGGCAAUGAAGGCUGUAUAGAUAAUUUUUGUUAUAGUAUACAGAUGAAAAAGGCAGAAUUGUUUAAAUACUGCACAGUUGACAAUUUAAAGAGGGAAAUCAAAAUUUAACGUAAAUUAAACCAUCCAAACAUAAUUAAAUUAGAUAGUUAUUUUGAAGAUAAGGUAUAAGACUAAUUUAUAUUCUUAGACUAAUGUAUACUUGAUACUGGAAUAUGCAGAAGGUGGUUCUUUAUUUAAAUAAAUUAAGAAACAGCGUCAUCUCUCUGAAGAUGAAGCUUCUCAUUAUCUUUAUUAAACUUGUCUUGGAAUCGAUUAUCUACAUAAAUAAAAAAUUAUACAUAGAGACAUAAAGGUUAUUUUUAAGUUCUAUUGUGUAGCCAGAAAAUCUCUUGCUUGAUAAUAAAGGAAAUAUAAAAAUUUGUGAUUUUGGUUGGUCAACUGAAAUGGGAAAUUUGAAAAAAGCGUUUUGUGGCACAAUCGAAUAUAUGGCACCUGAAAUGAUUAAAUCUCAGAGUACUAAUUAUAAACUGGAUAUAUGGUGUUUGGGUGUUUUACUCUAUGAAAUGGUAUAAGGAAAGCCUCCAUUUACAGGAAGAAAUGACUAAGAAAAAUGCUCAGCUAUUCUAUCUGGAUUACCUCUUAAAUACGAUGAAUAUGUUACAGAAGAUUGCAAAUCUCUUAUAGCUAUGAUUCUCUAACAAAACCCUUUCAAUAGACCUUCUAUAUAAGGUAUCCUUAAUCAUCGUUGGAUGUAAUCUAAAAUUAAAUAACAUUAACCUCUCAAUGAAAACUUAACUUAUCGAAGUGUCUCAUUAUUAAUUGAUGAAUAAAAUCAAUCUCCUUUAUAAACUUCAUAAACUGUGAUGUCUGAACGCAAAACUACUAAUAAAGAAUGGGAAGAUAUGAAAUAGAGAUCCCAACAUUUUGUAUUCCAACACACUUAACAAGUGUCUGAGCAACCCUAACAAACUUUCUUUAAACGUAUACUAAUUUCCCUUGGUUGUAUUAAUCGUUGA